AUGCGUCUCGCUCCAAUCACUGUCGGUCUUGCAGCAUGUGCCAAUCUGGUGUCUGGUAUGGCUUUCACGGCUCCUGCCCGAUGCUUGACGAUGAAAGACACGGCUGAGAAACUGGACGUUAAUCGUUGGAUUGAUCUGUGGCUGGAAACUACCUGCAAACGCUGUCAGUCGCCCAAGCUGUCGGAUUAUCGAACUUUGCGGGAAAGCCACGUCGCUCCCUUUGUGAAGGAUUGCUCUGACUCUAUGGGCACUUCUCACCUUUCCUCCAACUACCUUGCCCUCGCUGAUAGCCUCUUGGACCUGGCCAAAAGCAAAUGCGAGGUAACCGACGAAACCGACUUGUGCGAGGAUCCUGAUCAAUUGAAGACAGUAGCCAAGUGCGUUCAAAGCAACGCCUGGUCUUUCGUCCUGGGCAACGUCGGUAAUUUCCUGUCCAUCCUGUUGGCAGACCCCUGCGGCAGACAAAUGGACUUCAUUGCAAACCCGGACACUCUGGACCGCACCAUUCGUUCCCACUUGGCCAACUACGAGAAAACUUGCCCAAAGAAUAGCAAAUCGCUCGGCCAGUGA
Molecule: messenger RNA, 570 nt
Organism: Aspergillus oryzae RIB40
Lineage: Eukaryota; Fungi; Ascomycota; Eurotiomycetes; Eurotiales; Aspergillaceae
Exons: 2
Coding region: 1-570 (189 amino acids)
Source: RefSeq, a predicted model, not a curated record